UAUAAUGGAUAGACUUUCUUUUCCCUUAGCUGAAAAAUAACUCUGCUGAAAAGAAAAUUUCCUCAAAUUUAUUAUUUCUGUUUUAUUUAUCUUUAGUCUUAUAUAUACAGAAAUUUUUUUUUUAUUCACAAAAACAAUAAAAAUGAAAACAAAACUAUCAUGGAGCUGGAUUACAACCAAAAGAUUAAUGAAGACCGACAGUCCACUUUUUGAAGAGGGAAAUAUUAUUUGUUGCUUAGCAACAAAGCAUGUUACCUAUAAAGAAGAUGUGGACGAUAUUCUUGAAAGGAAACCAAUAUUUAACUGUGGUAUAGGAACAUGUGACAAAUCCUUCCAGUCCUUAGCUGAAUAUGAAUCCCAUUACAACAGUAUCCAUAGGAACGUUUGUAGUAUCUGUAGAAGAUUUUAUCCAUCCAGUCACCUGUUAGAUAUACAUCUGUUAGAGUGGCAUGAUUCCAUGUUUGAAUUAAUGGCUGAAAAACAACACAUGUUUCAGUGUCUUAUUCCUACCUGUAGUAUGAAGUUAGCCAAUCGAAAACAAAGAAAAAAUCACAUGAUAAAGGUUCAUAAAUAUCCUAGCAACUUCAGGUUUGACAGAGAGAAGACAUCAAAUAAAAGUUCAAACACCAAUAAAAAAAUUAGAACAUCUAUAACCAUGGAAACAACAGUAAAUACCAGUAAAGAGAACAAACAGGAAUUACUAGAUAAAAUUCCAUGUGGAACCUCAACAGAAUUCAUCUCCAUGGAAACAGAAAGGGAUAACAGUAAUGACCAUGGACUAAAACUGCAAGAUAAGAGUCGUCCAGGAAUGUUGACAGAAUCUGUGUCAAUGGAAACAGAAGUUGACAAAGAGAACAGACCUAAACUAAAGUUCAGCUAUAGAGUACCUCAGAAUUUUUCUUUUGGACAUGGUGUAUCUAAAGGAUUUCAGCGGUCGAGAGGACGAGGUCGUGGAAGUAAAGCUAAACAUUGGCACAAUCAAUUACCAGAAAAUAAAAACACAGAAAUGGACAUUGAAAACAUAGAUAUGAAUGAUCUGAAUGAAGCUUUAAACACAACAUAGAAUAACUGUUAAUUUUAAGGGGAUUAAAAUAAAAGUUUGUCUGAACCAUG
This is a messenger RNA of Mytilus californianus (California mussel), 1113 nucleotides long. Its product is annotated as zinc finger protein 511-like. NCBI's taxonomy places the organism in Eukaryota, Metazoa, Mollusca, Bivalvia, Mytilida, Mytilidae. The record is from RefSeq and is a predicted model, not a curated record. Bases 143 to 1063 code for a protein of 306 amino acids. The transcript is spliced from 6 exons.